AAACAAUGAAUAUUAUCAUAUAUAUAUAUAUAGUCUUCAAAUAUCAAUCUCUCUCUAAAAUGCCAGACUCAACUUCCUAGCCUUGAUCUUUAAUCUCUAUCUCUUAAUUCCAUGGCCAAAAUUCCCAACAAACCCUUUAAAGAUCAUCAUGAUAAUAUUAAUCAAUAUACAGUUUCCAGUAACAAGGCCAGACUUUCCUCUUCCUCUAGAAAUAAUAAUUUCUUGUGUUGUUUUGGAUUUUCCGGGAAAAGACUUUCCGGGAAAAUAAAUUCCCCUCAAGAAAAUAUAUCAAGUAUUAAUAUUAAUGAUACAACUAAGAAUAAGAAGAAGAAGAUUUCUUGGCCAGCAAGGUUUCGCAAAAAAAGCCCAACUGGCAUAAAAACCGUACCGGUGGAUUAUUCAGACAAAGAUUGGUCGAAACCAAAGUCAAAGUCAACAGAUCCUACCGCCGAAAACUGUUCCAGUGAUAUUCAGAUUGUAGUCCCGGCCGUACACGAUCCGCCCCCAAAGGAAAAAACUCAUCAAGAUCAGGUUCGUAUUAACGGCGGCAACCUCGAAAAUCGGAAACCCUCAAUCUCGGGCCCACUGCAUUCCCCAAAAGGCGACACGGGUCAAAGUCGAUUCUCAUUCAGUCGGAAAAUCGAAGCCAUACGAAACGGGUCGAGUCAACCCGGUUCGCCAUCGAACGGAAAAUCAAAACUCGGCCGAGCCGCCGCAGUCAUGACUCGGCAGCACUCGGAUAUUUUGCCCCUUCCGAUUAGGGAAAGACCACAAGUUGCGCCGACAAAACGAACCGCCGGCGGCAGGAGAUCGGCUCAGCCAGCCGACGCCAAGCGGUUCGAACCGUUAGUGGGUAUGUCGAUUUUGUUGGUGACUUUAGUGAUAAUGGUAUUGUGGGGUCGGGUCUGCGCCAUUCUUUGUACGUCUGCGUGGUUUUAUGUCGUUCCUUGGCUUAGCGCCGCCGUGGGAACCGGCGGUGGAAGAGGAAACGGGUCGGGUUCGGAGGGUUUGGAUCUGGAUUCUGAAGAGUCAAAGAAAAAAGUGGUUUUUGAAGGUUUUCUUGAAAGGAAUUAUCACAGGUUUAACUCGUAGUAGUUUGUUUUUUUAUUUAUUUAUUAUAUUUUAUUUUUAUUUUUAUUUUAAGUUUUGGUUUUGGGGUUGCACAAACAUAAAUAAAUAAAUAAAAAAGAAAAAUAGGAGUGAGCGCAUGUUAGUGGUUGAGUGAGGUGUUUUUGUUAAUUUGAGCCGGGGGUACAGUACAUGAUGGCUUGAUAUGUAAAUUCGUGUAUAAAAUGGAAAAAGAAAAAUGAAAAGUCCAAAGAUCUUCUAGAACUGUUUCAUUUUUUCUUUUGAGAGUUUAGAAAAUGGAAAGAGGACUAUGUAAUUGGAAGAAAAAAAAUAAAUAAACAAAAUAAAUAAUAAUAAUAAUAAUUCAAAUUUAGACA
Cannabis sativa is the source of this 1445-nucleotide messenger RNA. RefSeq lists its product as uncharacterized. Lineage: Eukaryota; Viridiplantae; Streptophyta; Magnoliopsida; Rosales; Cannabaceae. The transcript is spliced from 2 exons. The record is from RefSeq and is a predicted model, not a curated record. Bases 112 to 1092 code for a protein of 326 amino acids.